Molecule: messenger RNA, 459 nt
Organism: Miscanthus lutarioriparius
Lineage: Eukaryota; Viridiplantae; Streptophyta; Magnoliopsida; Poales; Poaceae
Source: the annotation of a GenBank genome assembly
AUGGCCACCUCGUCACCGCUGCCACGCUGGGCGGCGACGCCGAGCCCGUCGCGGCCAUUGUUUGCUUCGUCAUCAACUGCUGCCGGCGGCGGCAGCCGCGUGCUGCCCCCGUUCGGUGCCGUACUUGCAGCCUUACGCGGUCGUGGGAGUGCCUCGUUGACGGGGGAGGCACAGCCGCCACCGCCGCCGCCCCUGGCAGGCGCGAUGGGUGGCCUUCCUUCUGGGUUUGAUGGCAUAGACCACCUUGACGGCCCCAUGAUGGAUGGCAUCGUCUGUCGCGACGGUGGCAUGUUCACAACGUGGGAGAACAUUUGGGUGACGGCGCGCGGUCGACGGCAGGGGGAAGGCCACCACCAUUCUGCACGGCGUCAGCGGCAGCGCGCGCCCUGGCGAGGUGCUGGCCAUCAUGGGACCCUCCGGGUGUGGCAAGACCACACUGCUCGACACCUUGGCCGGUAA